CCCGCCAGCAAUUCGUCAUUGCCACCUGCCUCGCCCAAUCCCCAUCACCGCCCGCGCAAACCUUCGCCUGGCUUGGCACAGCGUCUCAAAGCGCUCGGUUUCGGUGGAGCAACAAGAGGGCCGUCGCCUCCUCAACCUUCGUCCGCCCCCUACGACCACAUCGGCCGGCUGCCCGAAGACCAGCUGCGACUACUCGACCAACAACAUCAAGCUAACAGCUCCGCCGGCAUCGCAGUUGAACGGCGCGGCCGCCCGUGGAAAGGUGCCAGCGCACCUUUGGGCCAGCUGCUAAGAAGUAAAUCAAGUCGCAGCAGCCUGAUUCGUCGGAGCGAGCCGGCCGAUGACAACGACGACAAACAAGAGCAGUCGUCGACGACGCCCAAGCCACCCCUGCUACCCGAGAUCUUGGCUGUGCCGCCUUUGGAUAUGGACACGAACAAGUACCGGUUGCCCGACCACACCAACGGAAAUGGCACCAAGGCUCUGGCAGAUACGCGGCGGGGACACCUUGCGAGAGAUCUCUUUGUCCAGGAACAAGAGAGCCAGGUGCCUCCGCCACCAUUACCGAAAGAUACCCCCCCCGGCGGCACUGCUUCCGCCGAAUUCAACCCUGGGGCGACAUCCUACUUUGACCCGCUAGGCCUCCAGCGGCCAGGCUCCAUCUAUACCAUCUCUCGACUCUCCUUUGCCAAUCAGCUCGCCCAGUUGACAUCGCUGCAGCUGCCGGAUGCCGAGUCGCUGUCCAGUAAAGUCUCGGCGAUACCUACAGCACAAUCCGCCGCCAAAGCCCUGAUCAAUGCCGCCGAACAGAUACGAAUGUGGAUUAAUAAGGCUUCCGAGGUCAUUGGAGGUCUCGACAGCGAGGAUGACGUCGAAUGGGCUGCCGCCGGUGGAAGAGAAGGCUAUGAGGAAGUCGAAAACGCCAUCACCAGGUUCGAGGAGCUCAUCAACGUAUACGUUAGCGCCAUCGAAGAGCUGCAGAACCGGAAUGAUAUUGGCUGUGUGUCUGGCGAGGAUCUUCAGAGGGCUGUCACACAGAUGGAGGCCAUCUUGGAAGAAUGGGCCAAGAUCCGAUUUACGUUGAACACCGCCAAGGGUCAAAUCGAGACGGCGAUGGAAUGGGAGGAGUUGUGGAACAUGGUCCUGGGCGAUAUUCAAAACGAGAUGGACGAGCUUAGUCGACUAGUCUUUGAGAUGGAGGAGCGCCGGCACAAGUCACUCAUGGCGGUGGGAAACGGAGACGGAGUGGAUAUUGGUGAUCUGGAGACUAUUGUCGAGGAAACGCCGCCCGCUGUAGCCCGAAGCAACCGACUCAGCUUAGCAGCCUUUCCCAUGAGUCCUGCUUCUCCUGCCGCGCCUAAUUUAAGUCAAGAUGACUCGAGUUUGCUUGCCCUGUUUGCGCGGAUGCAACCACUUCGGGCUUCACUAGAUUUUCUGCCCAUGAGACUAUCUGUCUUCGAGGCGAGAGCGCAGAAAGCCUUCCCAACCGCAUGCGAGGAGCUUGAGGAGAGAAGAGUAUCACUGGAGGAAGGCUAUAAGAAAUUGGAGAAGGACGCGGAAUCGUUGCGGAAAGAGUUGGGCGAGGACAAGUGGGUCUUGGUAUUUCGCGGGGCGGGACGACAGGCCCAAAAGAUGUACGAAUCCGUGGAGAGGAGCAUAGGGAAGCUGCGGGAGGCAAUAGACACGGGGAUGCAUCUAACCAACCCAGCCGUCGCCAGCAAGAAGAUCGAAAGCUACGAGGCAAAGAAGACGCACUACGGACCAGCGAUUGAGCGAGUCCUCUCCAUAAUCGACAGAGGCGUCAAGGAGCGGCUCACUGUCAAUGGCGAAAUCUUGCGGCUACACGCGGAAAUGCGAUCCAAAUGGGAGGAUAUCAGGAAUCAGAUGCGAGAAUUGGAUGCCACAUUAGAGGAUGUUCACACAGACAGACGGGGGCAGGCGCUCAGAGACUCGAUUUCGAGUCUGCUGUCCAACGACCGGUCUACUGUUGGCAGCGGUGCUGAGACGCCUGGAAGCUCGCCGCCUUCAUCAGUCUAUAUGGCCAGCUUGGGCUUCGAUUCAAUAACCUCAUCGGGAGCUAGGAAGAAUAAGAGCCGAUCUUCGAGUAUGGGCAGCCAGCUUCCAAAACCUGCCUCGACGCGGCGAUGCGGACUAGCACCACCACCGCAGAUUACGAGGAAACCCUUAGGGUCUCGGUUUUCCACCUUUUCGACUUCAUCCAACCGAAUCACGCCGCCUCCUCGGAGUGGCUCGUCGACUCCCAUGGACAACCAACUUCCGCGCGCCACGUCGAGCAUGGCGGACAACAGGCCGCGAUGGAAUGCUUCAGUGAACACAAAAGACUCGGAUUUGGGGCACAAUUUCAAGCCUCUCACCCUCACCACGCCCAGUCCCUAUGCGAAGAGAAGCCCGACGCCCAUCCGCUCCGUCUCGGCGCUUACGCCGACUUCUAGAGAUUCUAAGAUACCCACCCUACGAAGUCCGCUUGGUCGGGCGGGCUCUGCAUCGCCAAUGCCCGUGGACACACCUUCUAGAGCCAGCGCAUCUCGCAUGGCGUUUCGCGAUCGCAUGGGCAUGGGCGCCUCUCCCGCUCCCGCACUCCAAGCGCAGCAAUCGCUCCUGAGGCCGCGACUUGCGACGCAGGCUUCCAUAUCUGCGCUCAGCAAUCGGCGAUCCUCGCUCCAGUCCCCGAGACCGAACCUUCAGCCAGCUGACAGUAGGCAACGGUCAGCAAGUUCGAUGGCUCCGUCCAGACGAAUUAGUCAGCUUCCUCAGCCGAAAGCAGGGAAGAAGGAAAACACCACGGGCCGUGCGAGUCCGCAGGCAGUUGCGGGUGCGCGUUUCGCGAUGCGUAAAAGUACCUCUACCAGUGGCACUGAUAGUAAGCCAAAGGAAAAUAAGCAACGGUGG
Molecule: messenger RNA, 2910 nt
Organism: Pseudomassariella vexata
Lineage: Eukaryota; Fungi; Ascomycota; Sordariomycetes; Amphisphaeriales; Pseudomassariaceae
Product: cortical protein KAR9-domain-containing protein
Exons: 1
Biological process (GO): mitotic spindle orientation checkpoint signaling; establishment of spindle localization; nuclear migration along microtubule
Cellular component (GO): mating projection tip; cell cortex; spindle pole body
Source: RefSeq, a predicted model, not a curated record